AGUUCUUAAUGCGUCCUGGUCUCUCCUGCAUUCUCAUUGAAAAUGAAAGGAAGGGCACCACUCUGGUGGUAGUGGUGGUGGUGGAGGGAGGGAGGGACUGCCUCUCCACCUCACAUCGUCUCCUUCUCACGUUACCAAGCUAUAGCGAAGUAGCGAGAUCAGCAAAGAGCCAACUGCGCCUCAUGAGCCUGCCUCCUCAUCCAAAUGUGAUAAAACUCAGCUCAGAGGCCCAUUACGCGGCGAUAGAAGGAACAUUUCCCAUCUCACUCGAUUUCCUUUACGUGCGUACCAACGCAGCGGUAGAUGGAGAUCUCAAUGGGAACAAAGCGGUGUGGCACAACUACGCCUGGUCGCUCUAUUUUGUGAGUGACGGCGGCAGCUGCGGAGCUGCUAGAAGAAUCUUCUCAUGGGAUUUGGCGGUUGUGAGGCGCCUGAUCUGGAGGCAACGUGAGGAGCACACAUACCUUCAGAAAACAGGGCACAACAAGGCUCUCCCUUCCUGCGCCCGACAGCUGCCGAAGAGCUGACACCGCACCGGUGAGUACCGGCUAGUAAGAGAAGUCACCGGGAGAGAGGAGAAAAAUUCAUUUUUUUCAUCCAAGCACAAGCAGGCAGCACCUUCAAAGCGAAACGGCUGUGGGUACGUAGCAUGGGAGCGCUAUGUUGUCCAGGAAAGGACUCAUUCCUGAAGAUUACUUGCUUACACGUUUGGCCGAAGAUGUUCUGCAGCCCAAGUUCAAGGCGAAAGCGGGAAAGGCUCGGUUCGUCUCCAAGAACGGCACAUGCAAUGUAGCGCAUACCAACAUCCGAGAGCAGGGCCGAUUCUUGCAGGAUGUGUUUACAACGCUCGUGGAUUUAAAAUGGCUUCACACGCUCAUCAUUUUCACCAUGUCGUUUCUGUGCAGCUGGCUCCUUUUUGGAAUGAUCUGGUGGCUCGUUGCGUUUGCGCACGGCGACUUGGACCAGAGCGCAGACGACUUUAUCCCGUGCGUAACGGAUAUUCACUCCUUCUCCUCCGCGUUUCUGUUCUCUAUAGAGGUCCAGGUGACCAUCGGCUUCGGGGGGCGGAUGAUAACGGAGGAAUGCGUUUCCGCUAUCAUCAUUCUGAUCGUGCAGAACAUUGUCGGGUUGGUUAUCAACGCCAUCAUGCUCGGCUGCAUCUUCAUGAAAACCGCUCAGGCCAACCGGCGCGCAGAGACGCUCAUUUUCAGCAAACACGCCGUUAUCUCCGUCAGAAACAACAAGCUCUGCUUUAUGGUUCGCAUCGGGGAUCUGAGGAAAAGCAUGAUCAUCAGCGCCACCGUCCGAAUGCAGGUUGUCAAGAGAACCACCACGGAGGAGGGUGAGGUGGUGCCACUAGACCAAAUCGACAUACACAUGGAUAACCCAGUGGGUACCAAUGGCAUCUUCUUGGUAUCUCCCCUCAUCAUCUGUCACAUAAUUGACAAGCACAGCCCCCUUUACGACCUUUCCGCCUCUGAUCUGUUACUCCAAGACAUAGAGGUGAUCGUUGUGUUGGAGGGGGUGGUGGAAACCACCGGUAUCACCACCCAGGCCAGGACGUCCUACGUGUCGGAGGAGAUCCUGUGGGGACAGCGCUUUGUGCCUACAGUGUCCGAGGAGGACGGCAUGUACGCAGUGGACUACUCCAAGUUUGGCAACACUAUGAAGGUCCCAACACCGUGCUGCAGCGCUAAGAAACUGGAUGAGGCAGGUGGCAUCGCUCGGUUUAAACUGACCGAGGGCGUCACCUUGCGGGCGUCUGUAAGAAGACGUCGGGGCUCCGUCGUGGCUCGAAGGUCCAGGCUGGAGACCAUGAAAACUCACGAUUAAGAGUGUGCAAAUCAUGUCUGCGAGCAUUUUGUAUGAGAGUUAACUGUCUAAGAUUGGUGGUUAUUAAUUCAGAUAAUCAUAUUUAUUUUAUAACAUAUGGUAGGGAUUACCUGUAAUCAACAAUCAGCAUAUAUUCUCUCCAGCCGUAUGCAGCCCGUGCGCACAACAUGCUUUUAUACUCAGGGUCAGCGUGAAAAUGCGCGAGAUAGAAUGCACUGAUGAUUAGAAGUGACUGCUGUAUCAGGUGUGAAUCACCUUGUCUUUUAUUUAAACAAAAAAUUGACUGCAUGUGUCCUAAAUAAAUAAAAGAACGCUGCUAGAAA
Molecule: messenger RNA, 2156 nt
Organism: Oreochromis niloticus (Nile tilapia)
Lineage: Eukaryota; Metazoa; Chordata; Actinopteri; Cichliformes; Cichlidae
Gene: kcnj11
Product: potassium inwardly rectifying channel subfamily J member 11
Exons: 1
Coding region: 661-1833 (390 amino acids)
Biological process (GO): potassium ion import across plasma membrane; regulation of monoatomic ion transmembrane transport
Cellular component (GO): plasma membrane
Molecular function (GO): ATP-activated inward rectifier potassium channel activity
Source: RefSeq, a predicted model, not a curated record